Coniophora puteana RWD-64-598 SS2 is the source of this 1894-nucleotide messenger RNA. RefSeq lists its product as uncharacterized. The transcript has 5 exons. Lineage: Eukaryota; Fungi; Basidiomycota; Agaricomycetes; Boletales; Coniophoraceae. The record is from RefSeq and is a predicted model, not a curated record. Gene Ontology annotation, molecular function: protein binding. The coding region runs from base 15 to 1739 and encodes 574 amino acids.
CUCAACCGCGCCUCAUGUUCGCGAACACGCGGCGACAAUCAACGCGUCCUUCUUUGCAUCUCUUUCCACAACCUUCACCGAGUCGGCAUAUGAGCGAAAUGCCCGUGCCGCUCGCUGACGAGCUCUUCAACUUGGUCUUUUUGGAAUUAGACAUAGUUUCGCUUGUAGCAUGCAAACGUGUUUGCAAGCGUUUCCUACACCUCAUCGAAAGCACAGAACGUGUCCAGUACCACUUCGAACUCCAAGCAGCAUGCAUGAAGGAUGGUCCUUCUCGCUCUGGCACUGAUCUACCGGAGCUGGAUACCGCAACUCGUUUCGGCAUGCUGAAGGUGUAUCGCAGAGCAUGGGAAGCGCUUUCUUGGACAGGACCUUUUACCAUCCCUCUGUCACCGUUACCUCCGCAUGCUGAGAAGUAUGUACUGGUCGGAGACGUUCUAUGCGCUGCUGGAUCCAAGUAUCUGCAGUGUACUCGUCUGCCAUCGCCCAUCAGAGGCAUUGAGGAGCGCCAGUGGAGGAUCGACCAUCCGUGCGAAGAUAAGCCACGGAGUUCUGAGUACGGGCUAGCUAUUGACCCAGCACAAGACCUGCUUGCUCUAGCUGAGGACCAGGGCCGGGGCGCGAGUUUUAAGGUCCACCUGCUUACGCUAUCGGCUGGCGUACCUCACCCCACAUCGGCUCCUUCCGGCACCAUUUCCUACACCUACGACUAUGGCUAUAGUUACAUUUUCCGAUGGCGGUUCGAUGUUCAGAUUCACGGAUCAUAUCUGGGGCUGCUUGCCGAUGAACACUACGGGGGGGUCAACAACCAUUUGAUAAUUUGGGACUGGGUAUCUGGUCAAGUAAUAUGUGAGAUACGGGAUGAUGACAACGGCUUCAACACCGUGCAAUCUUUCACGUUCCUCCCCAAAGACCUCGUUCUUCUUGGCUUGCGCCUCGACUCGGGCCUGGAGGAUAGUCCAUGUAGGGUGAAAUCACUUGUCCAUGAUCUCGCUGCGGCUAGAUCCUUGGGUGGCCAGACCAUCACGCAAGUGGAUGACAUCCCAUAUCUCUGCGUGUUUGAGUUCCCUUCUUAUACGGGCCAGUUUCAAGGUAUGGAUAUCCAAUCCACUAGCAGCCUUGGGCAGUCCCCUCGCGCAAGCACAUGGUACUGCUCUCCGUUCAUACCCGACACCGAAUCGCAACAAGUCUCACUCAUCCAGGUUUUCGUGGAGGGAGAGCCUCAAGAGUCACUUUUUCUUCCCUUCUCUAUUAUAUCACACCAUAUCUCUUCCUAUCGCACUGAAGGCCGACAAGGUAUUCGCAUCCCAUGGGAUGCAUGGGGACCAGCCGCAUCCUUGAAGCUACGGCACGAUGGACCUUUUGCCAUGUGGCGGUCUGAGGCAAUGUGCUGCCCACAUUUGGUCAUUUUGUUUGACGACACACAGAGGGGACCUCCCCACCCGCGGCCACAGCAUCUACUCCUCAAGGACUUCAACACUUAUGCAGCUCGCCGGAACCGAGCCAACCACACGGACAUCCCUAGUCAAUGGCAUUCGUUUUCAGAACAAACGGUCCUUAUCAAUGUCGAGGGAAGAUGGGCCACACUCCUGCUGCCACAGCCAAUGAUCGACUACAUGGAUGGGGAAAUCCUUCUUGGCCAAGAUUCUAUUGUUUUUGCGGUGGGUAAUCCACGGAUAGGCAGUCCGCUUACAUUUAUGCGUAUGACGCUUGUAGAUCCGGAGAAUGUGGAAGAGAAUUAGGUGCUUCGGGUAGCGCCUUAACCCAUAGGCUGUAUGUCAGAGUGUUGACGUUCAGGGGGGCGUCUCCGAUACCCUGUCAGCACUGCCUAAGCCUCACCGGAAUAGUAAAGCCUUAGCGGGACAUACCUACUGGCUCGCGUAGUCCAAUGCAUAUA